Messenger RNA from Bufo gargarizans (Asiatic toad), 684 nucleotides. Its product is annotated as gastrula zinc finger protein XlCGF66.1-like. The record is from RefSeq and is a predicted model, not a curated record. Gene Ontology annotation, biological process: regulation of DNA-templated transcription. Bases 136 to 684 code for a protein of 182 amino acids. NCBI's taxonomy places the organism in Eukaryota, Metazoa, Chordata, Amphibia, Anura, Bufonidae. The transcript has 7 exons.
UGUUAAUCCAUCACUACUGAGCGAGAGCAGGCGGCAGUAUCCAGCGAGGUGCACCAUGUAACGGUUCCUACAAUAUAGGAUCCGCUCAGUGGAUAUCUUCUAUAUAAGAUCCUUCUCCUGAUUGACCCAUCAAAGAUGGAUAGGGACAAGGACAAGAUGGCAGAAAGGAUAAUAAAUCUCACCCUAGAGAUCCUCUUCCGGCUUACUGGAGAGGACUACACAGUAGUGAAGAAGACCUCUAGUGAGCGCUGUCAGGACCCUGUGUCUGAAGGAUGGGUAAGAACCCUGAGCCCUAUCACGGGGCCCCCACCUCACCUCCUGAUACACGAGGAAAUCAAUAGAGAGAAGAUCCUAGAACUCAUCAACAAGAUGAUUGAGCUGCUGACUGGAGAGGUUUCUAUAAGGUGUCAGGAUGUCACCGUCUAUUUCUCCAUGGAGGAGUGGGAGUAUUUAGAAGAACAUAAAGAUCUGUACAAGGACAUCAUAAAGGAGGAUCACUGGCCCCUCACAUCAACAGUAAAGAAGAAAAGAGGAACACCAGAGAGAUGUCCCAGUCCUCUUCUUCCACAGGAUGGUUCAGAAGAACAUCACAAUGUCCCACAGGAUGAUCAGCUUGUGGAUCCAGGUGAAGAUCUGAACAAUAUUAAUCCUACAGAGACAUCCUCAGAGGUUUCUUUGCCAUGA